Trifolium pratense (red clover) is the source of this 1630-nucleotide messenger RNA. RefSeq lists its product as uncharacterized. Gene Ontology annotation, biological process: protein ubiquitination. Gene Ontology annotation, molecular function: ubiquitin-protein transferase activity; zinc ion binding. Lineage: Eukaryota; Viridiplantae; Streptophyta; Magnoliopsida; Fabales; Fabaceae. Gene Ontology annotation, cellular component: membrane. The transcript has 8 exons. Bases 392 to 1201 code for a protein of 269 amino acids. The record is from RefSeq and is a predicted model, not a curated record.
GCUGUGAAUAAAGGAAGAAGUAGUAGUAGAUCAAUUAUCAUGGCGGUCCCAUAGCUUCGCUCACAUUCUAUUCUCUUCUCUUCUUCUAUUUCUCUCUCUCUCUCUAGUAUAUAUACAUAUCACACACCGCAUGAAUAGACAUCACAUUACCACUCACACAGACCAACGAGCAAAUAUCGCAUCUCUUUCUUUCUUAUUCCAUUUUCUACGAACACUCUUUCUCCCUCUAUUGCUUGCUUCAUUCCCAAACAAAACAUCUUCUUCACCCUUUCUUCUCUUCAACAAUAUGCCAUCCCCCCCUCAUUCUUAAAAUUUGAAGGAACUUUACUUGACAUAGAGAAUUAGGUAUACUGAAUAUAGAAUUCCAUUGGAUUGUGUGUUGUGUGCAAAGAUGGGGGAUCACUUUGAUUUACUGGUCGAUCGGUUGCUAACUGAAUCGACAUUAGAAGCUGCGCUUGAAAGCAGAAUGCGGACGUUGCAGGCUGCAUCUUCGGCGGUGGAUAACACGGAAGUUGAUGUCUCUUUGUUGAAGAUAGGUCUGGAUGAUGUCAAAUGUUCAGGGAAGAUUGUUGAAUGUAGGAUAUGUCAUGAUGAUGAUCAUGAUUCCAAUAUGGAAACACCUUGCUCCUGUUGUGGUAGUUUGAAGUACGCCCACCGUAGAUGUAUACAAAGGUGGUGUAAUGAGAAGGGUGACACCACCUGUGAGAUAUGCCACCAGCCGUUCAAGCCUGGUUAUACAGCUCCUCCUCCGUUAUUUCAGUUUGGACGUAUUCCUAUGAGUUUUAGGGGAAAUUGGGAAAUUUCACGAAGAGACUUAAAUAGUGCUCAUUUGGUUAGCAUGGUUCCCACUGACCAGAACCUUAUCAAUUCUAACUAUGAUCAAUAUUCAGCCUCUUCUUCGGAAAGUUUGAUAUGGUGUCGUUCAGUUGCUGUCAUUUUCAUGGUUCUUCUGGUUUUAAGACAUACACUUCCCCUCUUAAUUAGUGGAAGUAAAGACUAUUAUUUCCCACUUUUCAUGGUGUUAUUAUUUCGGAGUGCUGGAAUUGUCGUACCUGUAUACUUCAUGGCUCGAGCAGUGGCACUAAUCCAACGACAUCGGAGACAACAUCGAGAGCAUCCUAGUGUCUUGGUCAGUUCAUCUGAUGACGAAAUCGAGCAAGAAGAUUUGCAGCCUCAGCCACAUAUCAUACAUUUAGUCUAAAAACACUGAGCAACUUUAUGUAAAUGAAGUACGAAAAGCUCUAAUUAAAGCUGCUUCAAUAUGUCUUGCGAUUUAUGAUCGAAAAAUUGGUGGAGAUUAUAAUUCCUUGGGAACCUUGAUUUUUCCGAGUGAGGAUAAAAAUGGUUACAAGACACUGAAAGUCUUCUAAUGGCUACUCCUCGGCAAAUCUUGGCAGCAGCUAGUUAUGUUUGCCUUAUUGUUUCUGCUUAUAGGUUGGAAUUUUUCAGAUUCAAAACAAUAUCAUCAAUGUAUAGGUAGAAAAUUAUAAAUUGUUUUUCUAUUUACAAUCCCACGUUAAUCAGACGCAAUUAUAUAGAUAUAGAAAAUUACACAGUAGAUGCCGAAAUUGAUGGACACUAUUGUAUUAGUAUAUGUUGCAAUGAAAAAUAGGUAUGUUUGUGAUUUUUA